AUGCAGUCCUCUCCUCCCAUGAGCGAAGGGAAAGCGCGCGCUAUCAGAGAACUCUCACGCAGUCUCAGUCACAGCCCCAGAAAUAUCACAUCGCCCUCACCACCACCCAGCGACUCGAAUCCCACGCAGCGGUCGGGUUUUGGCACCAACACGUCUCAAUUCUUUGACGACCCAGACAUUCUCAUGUCCACACAACACAACAUCGCGGAAGACACCAACACACUACCGGGAUACCCGCGGAUUCGUUCAACCGCGAAGAAGAUCAAUACUUGGGCUCCGUUCCGUUCCGAGCAGGUCCAGCCCGACACGUCCAUGGUCAACAAGGAGUUUGGCGACUUUGACCACAGCAUCUCCGACGAGGAGAGCAUGGCCAUCGAGCAGGCGCGAGGUAACCGCAGCAACCGCGGUACCCCCAGCAAGAUGAGCUCCCAGUUCAACAGCCUCUACGACAUCACACCCCCCACCAACAGAUCGCGUAAAUCAUAUCAGGCAGACACUGGCAGCCUCCGACGCGACGCGGCGAUCCGUCGCGCCUCGCGCAACGACCUGGACUACACUGCAUCGCCGCGUCCUGCAAGCAAGCGCAAUUCUCCCGCCCUCUCCACAAAGGAAAGCCGCAAGAGCACUUCACUUGCACAGCUGCACGCAAAGCUUUCCGAAGACGAGUCAUCGUUCAUGGAGCAUCGACCACCAACACUGACCAUGGAGUCCACCAAGAACACGCGCUGGGGCAACAGGAGCCGACAAACCUCUCUCCAAACCGACGGCAAUGUCGAUGCUCUUCCACAGCCAAAGGCUACACCUCGCUCAAGGCCUGCUACAGCACAGAACGCGACUGCGCAGUCCUUCAUCUUGCCUGAUCUUCCCAACCUCACCGAGCUCGUCUCUGGCGUGUUCGACGAUGGCACACCCGUCUUUUCCAAGACUGCACCAUCACGGUCACGUUUUGCGGCUCCACCGUACGGCGGUCGCCGACCAUCGCAUAUUCCCAUCGAUGGGGCGCCUAUACCUGAUGAGGAAAAGGCCAUCUUCGCUGCUCUCCAGCAGCUGCAGGAGAAGAUUGCGGACAUGGAGCGCGAGCGUGAAGACAAAGACAAGAAGAUUGAUGAGCAAGAGCUGGAAUUGAUCGAGCUGAGAGCGACUACGCAAGCUCAGGAGAAGCUCCGGCGAAGUGACAGCGCGCAAGACUCUGACGCUGGCGGGAAAAGCGGCUGGAAGGUCGAAAAGACACGCCUUGACGCGACUGUACAGACCCUCCGAACGAAGCUCGACCGCGCCGACCGUAAAUCCGCCGUCCUCGAAAUCGAGAAGAAACGUCUGAGCACCGAACGGGAUAACAUGGCCAAUCAGCUGGGUGUCGCGUUCCAGACUUGCGAGGAGCUCAAGAUCGAGAAGAACGCCCUGACCAAGGAAAACGAUCAACUCCGCCAGGAAAUUGAUACCCUUCGCGCCGAGAACGAAUCGCUGCGCGAUCAACUCGAACAAGACUUGUCUCACCACCGAGAAGAGACGAUCCAGCUCCGCCAACAGUUUGACCAAGCCGCAAACGCAACUCAGAGGGAGAACGCGAACCUGCACGCAGAGCUGGCUCGUGUGCGCGCUCAGCAGGACGAAAACACACAGCAAUUGACUCGCAGAGACAUGGAGCUGCGCAAGGCACGUCAAGAGCACGCCGAAUACGCGAGAUUGAAAUCCGACCAUGAGUUACUCAAGGCCCAGGUUGAGGAACUGAAGAGGAAGCGCGAAGAGGAUAUCAAGCGUUGGGAGAGGCAAGAAGAGAGUUUGAGAGCAAAGGUUGGGAGGCGGGACGAUACUAUUCGGCUGUUUGAGGAUACGACGACUCAAGAGCGUACAAACGAAGCUAUGCGUCUAGACAACGAGAAUCUCCGAAACGAACUCCGAGAACUCCAAGCUCAGCAAGACGAGGAGAAUGAGGAGUGGGCGAGGAGAGAGGCGGAACUACAGCGCAAGAUUCGACAGCGUGAGAUUGCUGUAAGGAAAGCCAGGGUAGAGAACGAUACCGAGCACAUCUUCGAAGACAAGCCUAGCUAUCGCCGCGAAGAUACACGGACGCGUAUCAGGAAUCGUGUUCAGCAGGAGGUCCGUAACAGCAAGAUCGCCAGCCAGGAAAGCCCACGGAAGUCGUUCACCGGACAUUCGAGGUUCUCAACUCGCAGCUUUUCCGCACCUGUCCCAGCCGAUAAGCAUGCGCACGCAGAGAGCGAUGUAGAAUCGACCACCGAUCUCUCUCUUGUGCCACGCUCCACUCUGCGUAUCUCACGAAACCCUGCUUCUUCUGCUAGGCAGACGACAAUGACGGUUCAACCCCCCACUGAUCUGAGCCUCACGGAGUUGAGCUUCUUCCCCCAGGAGGAAAUUGCGCGGUUGAGGCGCGAGCUGGAGGAACAGCGUGCGAAUGAGCGGGCUGGUAAAACUCAAACUGGAGAGCAGACGAGGGAAGACACCGUGAGGAGUCAGCGACAGACUCGCGAGGAUACAGGGCGGUCUGUGGCAAGUGCAAAGAGCACAUCGCAUUCGCGUCGACCCUCUCUCGUACGCAAGUCUAGCCUCAAAGACACCACACAGCGCACCGCCACCACGCACUUUGACGAAGACACAGGCAAGCUGUCCCAUGCAGAUACCGCCGCCGACGACGCCGAUGCCGAAGCAACGCAAACUCGCCAGUCAGCCAUGUCUGAUGCGUCGAUGCUCAGCAACACUGGAAGGCGAAGGCGGAGCGCGCCUGCCACGGAAAUGACCAGUGCGUUUAUCCUACCGGAUAUCAAACUUGCUUCUUCCACUACUACCGGAGUGAAAACACACACUACUGCUACUACCACCAAGCCCGUCAUCAGCAAGGAACACGACAAUGACAAUUGCACCGUGUGCCGCCGCGAGGGUUACACGACGGCUACUGCUGCUCUUGUUGUACCCAAGUUGGUCAAAGUGUCGGAACGCUCAACCGCCGAUGAAACAGAUGCUACGAUGCGGCCCGUGCAAUCACCAAGGGAGGCUCUGGCAACGGUUGUCAAGGGACUCAAUGAUGAGCGCAUACACUUGACUGCCGAACUAGCCGUUCAGCAAGCUAUGCUGAGCGAGCAUGACCCUAGUCUGGGUAAGAGACGCCGCGCGGCUAUCGACGUCAGUAUCCAAGAUUUGUUGCGCAGGCUGUCUUGGUUGGACCAGCAGAUUUACAGGCUGCAUGAUGUGCUCGAGGGACAGGAAGAUGUUACUGAGGAGGAGGUUGAAGAGCUUACUACUCAAGCUGUUAAUACGGCUGCUGCUGCUGCUGCUGCUGCUCCUGCUCAGAAGGAGAAGAAGAAGGUUACUAUUCGUAGCUUUGUGUCUGAACAUGAAGUCUCGGACUGCGAUCAUCACGGUGAGGAUGGCGGUGAUGAGAGUGUCGAGUUUAGAAGAGGUGGUCGAGGCAAGACAGAUGAGGAGAGUGGGGAUGAGGAGGAGGAGCGUUCGCUGGAGUUGCCGUGGGAGGGGUUUGGGGAUGAUGGCGAGAGUUUGGGCAUGGAGGGGGAUGUUAGUUUUAAUGCGCUCGCGGGGUGGAGGGGUGUACAUUAG
Messenger RNA from Alternaria burnsii, 3573 nucleotides. RefSeq names its product protein kinase. Gene Ontology annotation, molecular function: microtubule binding. The transcript has 2 exons. NCBI's taxonomy places the organism in Eukaryota, Fungi, Ascomycota, Dothideomycetes, Pleosporales, Pleosporaceae. The coding region runs from base 1 to 3573 and encodes 1190 amino acids. The record is from RefSeq and is a predicted model, not a curated record.